This is a messenger RNA of Osmerus eperlanus (European smelt), 1490 nucleotides long. RefSeq names its product TatD DNase domain containing 1 (gene tatdn1). The coding region runs from base 70 to 1017 and encodes 315 amino acids. The record is from RefSeq and is a predicted model, not a curated record. Gene Ontology annotation, molecular function: 3'-5'-DNA exonuclease activity. The transcript is spliced from 12 exons. NCBI's taxonomy places the organism in Eukaryota, Metazoa, Chordata, Actinopteri, Osmeriformes, Osmeridae. Gene Ontology annotation, cellular component: cytosol.
GAGACAGAUACAAGGAUACUCUGUUUUAGGAUUGCGCACAUAUUAUAAUGAAAACGGUCAUAUAGAAUUAUGGGAAUUGUUAGAGCUGCAUGUGGGUCCUUUUUCAGCAGCUUUGCAAAAACCAUGACACACUUCAAUUUUAUAGACAUCGGCAUCAAUCUGACAGAUCCCAUGUUCAGGGGUCUCUACAGAGGCAAGCAGAAACACCACGAUGACUUUGAUCAGGUUAUCGACAGAGCUGUGAAAGUUGGGAUCCAAAAGUUCAUGAUCACAGGGGGAAGUCUAGAGGACAGCAAGGAGGCCCUGACACUAGCAGAGUCCAGAGAGGGGUUCUACAGCACAGUGGGGUGCCAUCCAACACGCUGUGGGGAGUUUGACCAGAACGGACCUGACCAGUACCUGUCUGGUCUGAGGGAGCUGGCCACAACACACAGAGGGAAGGUGGUGGCCAUUGGGGAAUGUGGACUAGAUUUCGACCGACUGGAAUUCUGUCCGAAGGAAACUCAGAUGAAGUAUUUUGAGAAGCAGUUUGACCUGGCUGAAGAGACCAAACUGCCCAUGUUCCUCCACUGUAGGAACUCCCACCAGCAGUUCCUAGACAUCAUGAAGAGGAACAGGGACCGAUGUGUAGGAGGCGUGGUCCACUCCUUCGAUGGCAGUGCAGAAGAUGCAGCUGCUCUUGUAGAUCUGGAUCUGUACAUCGGGAUCAAUGGCUGUUCCCUGAAAACGGAGGCGAAUAUCGAGGCCAUGAAGUCCAUCCCCACUGAGAGACUGAUGAUAGAGACUGAUGCGCCGUGGUGCGGGGUGAAGAACACUCACGCAGGCUCCAAACACAUCAGGACUACGUUUCCCACCAAGAAGAAAUGGGAGGAGGGACACUGUCUGAAGGACAGGAACGAGCCCUGCCACAUCAUACAAGUGCUAGAAGUCAUGGCAGCGUCCAGAAACGAGGACCCGGCAGAGAUGGCCGACACCAUCUACAACAACACGGUGAAAGUGUUCUUCACAGGGAGCUGACGGACGAUGUCCUUGCUCAGGACUGUUCCUCAGAACUUCUCUGAGGAGGGGUGUCUGGUUUCACCUCAGGCAGGGAAGGCCAUCAACACCUGCUGCUGUCAGUCACUGAAGACAGUCUUCAGACAUCUUCAAAAAUGCCUAGUCAUGGUUGAGGCUAACUUUGCAUGAAGAUGAUGUUCUCUGCCCUUCUGGAAUGUUGUGGAUUUAACUGAGAUGUGUGGCUUGUGCUCUUCCUUAUAUUAGAGUUUGAACACAAGUUUAGUUUUAAUAAUAUUUUUUGAAAAUAAAUGCCCAAUGUAGGUCUAUACCUUUAGUAACCCUAAAUCUGUUUUUCUAAAUUACUACUGUAACUGAAUAAUGUAUCCAUGAUAAUGGUGGUGGUUUUAGGAGAUUGGCGACCUGACCAUGUCUUCAUAAUAUAAUAUCAUUAGUAUGUGAAAUAAAGAAAAAUGAAAUAAAGAUGAAAAACACGA